AUGGAUUCUAAUAUUUCCAACGGUGAAAAGUCCAAGAAAAGGAUACGGGUUGCCUGUGAUAAUUGCCGUCGCAAAAAGAUUAAAUGUGAUGGGCAGUAUCCAUGUGCAAAUUGUCAACAGUCAAAUGGAUCUGUAUGUAAUUAUAAAGAAAGACAAGAAAGAAGAACAAAAUCCCCAAGGAUCUCUAGGAGUGAGGCCAAUACAAAGACGAUAGAGGUUCUUAAUACGAGAUUGUCAAAACUUGAAAAUGUUAUCUUAAAUCUCGCAGAAAAGCUUGAACCAAUAAGCCAUCUGAGCUCAAAAAAGUCUAAUGACAAACGAAUAAACGAGAAGAAGGAAGAAACGGUAGAACGUGAAGAAGAAGAAGAGAACGAUGAUGACGAAGAUGACGAAUUAACUUCCAUUGAAUAUGGUAAUGAAGGGGAAUCGGUUACUGAAGGCGAUGAAGGGGAACAAGACUAUAAGCCAACAGAUAAGGAUAAAGGCAAGAGUAAUAAUAGAUGGAGCUAUGCUCCUCAGCGUUUAGAGCACUUCUUUGGUACCCACUCAGUAAUAU
This is a messenger RNA of Debaryomyces fabryi, 556 nucleotides long. RefSeq names its product Zn(II)2Cys6 transcription factor domain-containing protein. The annotation marks the transcript as partial. The record is from RefSeq and is a predicted model, not a curated record. Lineage: Eukaryota; Fungi; Ascomycota; Pichiomycetes; Serinales; Debaryomycetaceae. The transcript has a single exon. Gene Ontology annotation, molecular function: zinc ion binding; DNA-binding transcription factor activity, RNA polymerase II-specific. Gene Ontology annotation, biological process: regulation of DNA-templated transcription.